Messenger RNA from Debaryomyces tyrocola, 4881 nucleotides. NCBI's taxonomy places the organism in Eukaryota, Fungi, Ascomycota, Pichiomycetes, Serinales, Debaryomycetaceae. The record is from the annotation of a GenBank genome assembly.
AUGAAGAUGCCAACCACUUCUCAUACAGAUAUGAUUCAUACCUUAGGAACGCCCAGGCUCAGUGGACAAGCCAUUACACCGAAGACAUAUAGAGCGUCUAAGUCUUCUAGACAUGUCAAUCACCUGAGUCAGUCAAUCAGGAUAGCCCAUCAAAGAGUUAAUAUCGAUGUGGACUUAACGCAAAAUAAGUUGGAAGGAUUUACAGAGCUUACGGUGAUACCUACGAUGGGCAGUUUGAAAUCUAUUAAAUUAGAUUGCAGGGAAAUGAAAAUUAAAAAUGUUCAUAUUAACAAUACUAGAAAUACCAAUUAUAUACACAAGGAUGUGCUUUACAUUAAUGAUGAUAAAUAUUUUGAGGAAUCGCUCGAUAAUAAAUCGGUGAAUCUAUUUGAUAUGUACUCUGAUGAUUUGACUAUACACCAACAUCAUUUGAUAAGGCAGAAACUUAAUUACGUAUUUGGAGAGAUUAACAAUGAUCCUAGGGAACUUCCUAGGGAAGUACACAACGGAAAUACAGAGGAAUUGUUGAUUUUCCUUCCAGAUAAUUUGAAAUUGGAAUUGGCUGAUGCCAACGCAUUUACCACGCCGGAAAGUCAAGCGGUGACUCCUCGUUAUCUUAAAUCCAAGAAUGCGAUGAGUGAAUCCCAGUAUUCGUUUACUGUAAAAAUUGAGUUUGAGUGUAUUAACCCAAAGAAUGGUUUGAACUUCAUAACUGAUAAGAAAUCAGAUAGGAAAUAUUGGCAUGCGUAUACUGUAAACUCAGACUAUAAUAUUUCCACUUCGUCUUGGGUUCCAUGCAUUGAUAAUUUAUGGGAUAGGUGUACCUGGUCUCUUGAGAUCAAUAUUCCAAGGACGAUUAAAGAUAUAGGAAAUCCCAGGAUAAUAGGUUCUGAAAAUACAAACACGCUGGAAAAGGAACACGAAACAGAACGAAUGCAAAAAGAUAUACGAAAUGGAGCUCAUGAUGACGUGGAAAACAAUGCUGAUGAUGUCGAACAUGACGAAAACAAUGUGGAUGAUGAUGAAGACGAUACCGAAAACUAUGAUUUAGUCGUUUGCACUGGUGACUUCAAUAAUGUCAAAGAAACUCCACAUCCUAUAGAUAGUUCAAAAAAAGUUGUAUCAUGGUCAAUUUUCAAUCCUGUUUGUGCCCACCAUGUCGGUUGGGCGUUAGGGUCGUUCCAAAGCAUGAUUUUAUCCACGCCUUCCCAAGAAGGCGAUGAAGAGAUUAAAGAUCAUGUAGAAUUUGAAGAUAUUGAAAAAGUAACUGAUAACUCACCUGUCACUAUAUAUUUCCUAGUGGGUCAGGAAGAUAUGGCGAGGAAUACAUGUAUUUUAGCUAACAAAGCCAUAGACUUUUUUCUGAAGGAAUUUGGUUCAUUUCCGUUUAGCUCUUAUGCAAUGGUAUUUGUUCAAAAUAAUGCUUCAGAGUCAAAUAAUUUUGCUGGAAUAUCAGUUAUAAGUGAUUCACUCUUGUACCCAUCAGAUUUAAUUGAACCUAUGAUCUCAACCACAGAUACAAUACUAGAAGGCAUGGCAACUCAAUGGUCGGGUAUUAAUAUUGUUCCGCUAUCCUUCAAUGAUUAUUGGUGUACAAUUGGUAUCGCCAAGUAUAUGGCGCUCCAAUUUAUUAAAAUUUUGAUGGGUAAAAAUGAAUACAGAUUUAAAAUAAAGAAGAAGAUGAAUGAAAUCGUUGAAAAGGAUAUUGGCAAAAAGCCAUUAGCAUUGCAAUUUUUCAGGUUCCCUAUUUCAGACCUUGACCUAGACUUUCUAAGGCUAAAGGCGCCUAUAGUUCUUUACAUCCUUGAUAAAAGAAUGACUAAAACAGAUAAAUCAUUCGGGCUUUCUAGGGUUCUACCGAAGCUCUUCUUGCAGGCGAUGUCUGGAGAUUUACAAAAUGGGGCAUUAUCGACUCAGCAUUUUCAAUAUGUCUGUGAAAAAGUGAAUCGGAAUAAGUUAGAUACCUUUUUCAAACAGUGGGUUUUCGGAUCUGGUGUACCCAUAUUCAAUAUAUCUCAAAAGUUUAAUAAAAAACGUUCCAUGAUAGAAAUGAGUAUAAGGCAAGUACAACAACUGGAUACGAAAAAAUUACACCCAAACCCUGAAUCAUUUAUUAAUGACUCUAUAUCACACUUGGAUGACGAGCCUUCAUUCCUGAUUCAACCAGUAUUUACUGGUCCCAUGACCAUUAGGAUCCACGAAGCUGAUGGUACACCUUAUGAACAUAUUGUUGACUUGAAAGAUGGACACGUUAAACUCGAUAUCCAAUAUAACACAAAAUUUAAACGAUUAAAGAAGAAUAGAGAAGAUCUUAAUGAACCUAAUACAACAUUCAGUAAAUUGGGUGAUAUAUUAACAACUCCAGAAGAAAUGGAUGAUUGGGGCUUGAAUGAAUGGGUAAAGCAUGAGGAAGACAUGCUUUAUAAUGAUGCUUUUGAGUGGAUUAGAGUGGACGCAGAUUAUGAAUGGAUAGCUCAGAUCAAUGUUAAACAACCCGAUUAUAUGUUUGGUUCCCAAUUACAAUACGAUAGGGAUGUCGAGGCUCAAUAUGAAGCGGUGAGGUACUUUGGUGAUAGAGAGAAGCCUAACACCUUAUAUUGUACUGCAUUAACUCGUACAGUUAUGGAUGAUAGGUAUUACUAUGGACUCAGAAUCGCAGCAGCCCAGGCUUUAGCAGAUAUAUCUAAGCCUGAUAAUAAUUUUAUUGGUAUCGGUUAUCUUAUAAAAAUUUUCAAAGAGCUCUAUUGCUUUCCUGGAAGCUCCAUUCCGUUAAGCAAUGAUUUCAACAAUUUCAACCGUUUCUUCUUACAGAAACAAAUUCCUCAAAUUUUAAGUAAUGUUAGGGAUGAAAAUGGAGAAGUACCCUUUGUAAUUAGAAACCUUUUAUUGAAUCUUGUUAAGUUCAAUGAAAACUCUAAUAAUAAUUUUCAGGAUUGUUUCUACAUGUCUGGCUUAAUUACAUCUUUAACUACUAGUGCAUUAAAUGCAAAGAGUGCUCUUACAUCCCAAGAUCCUUUAAAUUUGGUGGAUAAAAGUGACUCAAUAAAUUCUGAAAAGCAGAAGUUCUUACAGGAUGUGAUAACAGAAAUAAAUAGACUUCAAAAAUUAGAUGAAUGGGUACCUUCUUAUCAAUCGAUUAUAGCAAUCACUUGUAUAAAACUGAAAAUCAGGUUGGCCACACAUGGUCUCUUACAGUUGUCAUUUGAAGAUUUGUUAUAUUACACUUUAGAGAAGUAUCCAUUUGACGUGAGAAUUGAAGCAUUCCGUGGAUUACUUAUUUUAGGGGGUUUAAAAAAUGCGAGUGUCUUGCAGUACUACUUAAAGGUUUGCUUGCUUGGUGCAACUACACCAUACUUCAGAGGAAAGUUAAUUGACACAUUGAUUAAUGCUAUAUGUAUUGCCGCUAUUGACGGUACUCCGUCUACUCUAGAUGAUCCAGAAUUUAAAACUCUUGAAAAGCUAUUUGAUGAAAAUUCUAGAAUGGCAAACAAUCAAACUAAUAUGGUUAUUAUCGAAGACGGAUCGAAUAAUGAGUUAAACUCAAGAAGAGAUACUUUUGCAAGAGCCACAUUAAAUGGUGCUAUAGAAUUGCUUAGACGUGAUUACUCCAUAGGCAGAGGGUUGAAGAAUUUAUUUUGGGAAUUAUUGCACACUUCAUUAUUGAGUAUUUAUGAGAGAAGAAACAUUUUCAAUGUUUGCCAAGUUCUAUACAAAGAAAUUGAUACAUUUAUUGCAAGAGUGCCUGUUCCUAGUGUUCCGUUGAGUGAAUUGAAGAAGAAGAUUGUUCUUAGAAACAUGGGUGAUGGUAAGGUUGUUAUUAAAAGAGAAGGUAGAUUUAAAAUCCAGUUGGCGUCACGUAGAUUGACCAUUCAGGAACCAUCUAAGUCUAAAGUGACCCAAGAAAGAGCUAAGUCGAAACCUAUGGAUGCGCCAGAGGUUGUGGAACAUCCACCGGAGACAAAAUUGAAACUUAAACUAGGUAGUACAUCCACAACCGUGGAGCCAAAGAAAGAUACUCCCCGAGUUACCAAGAAAGCGUCCCUCGAUCGUAAACUUGUUACUAUCGAUCCAUAUACCAAAUCCAAGGUCACAAUAAAAUUUGAAAAUCAUACAUUACCUAACUCGGCCGUAUUUGACUUUCCUACCCAAAAUGCACCUUCUACAAUUGGUCACUCGGUGAAUAUACAGGGGUCUACAAUAACAAUGAAGUUCACGAAAGAUAAGAUCGCUAAUUUAAAAGAUAUAUUGAGUGGUAAGUCGAUGAAACCUAGAUAUGUGAAGAUUUUGACCAAAGACAAAAGAAUAUUUGUGUCACCAACACCAUUCUCCCCUCCAGAAGCAAAUAUGGCCCCUGAGGACCAGCCUAAUGGUAAGUUCGGAGUUGAUAGCAUGAUGCCGUCUGGUAAGACGAAAUCAACAUCUUCAGGUCUGAGCAAUGGCAAAUUCAGUGGUACUGAAUCCAAAAAAAUCAAAUCGAAGGGCAAUAAAUCAAAAGAGCAAUCAAUUGAGAGCCCAUCUGAAUCAGAAGAAAAGAAGCCAAAGUUGAAAAUUCCGAUAAAACGAGAAUUAAAGCAACCCGAACGGUUACUGUCUGAGCCUAUAUCUAAACCAGUUGAACGUUCAGUUUCGCCAUUUUCUAGGUCAGCAAGCCCAUUCAGUCCUGCUCCGUCACUGCAGAGAACAAAUAAGAAAACUAAGAUUUACAUUCAUCCUAACGAUGAAAAGAGUGCAUCUAGUUCGGCCCAAGAUGAGCCACAGGUUACUAAAAUGAAUGUGCUGGAUUCAACUGAAAAUCAAAACCCUGAUGAAUCUUCGGAGAAUAAGCCCAAGAAAACAAAUUCAAAACCUGGUUUCAAACUCAAGUUAAACUUGAAACGAUAA